Messenger RNA from Phalaenopsis equestris, 1737 nucleotides. RefSeq lists its product as uncharacterized. Bases 1 to 1737 code for a protein of 578 amino acids. The transcript has 5 exons. NCBI's taxonomy places the organism in Eukaryota, Viridiplantae, Streptophyta, Magnoliopsida, Asparagales, Orchidaceae. The record is from RefSeq and is a predicted model, not a curated record.
AUGACCACCCCUAUUGCUCUGGAGACGCUGGAGAUGAAUUUGCAGUGGACUAAAGAUACUUAUGAUGGGGUGGUAGGAAACCCUUCUUCCCCAUUGUUAGAUCCUGAUCUCCUAGUAUUUCCUCAGGAAUUCCAUAACACUGCUGCAAGGAGAGGUUCUCCCUCUUGCAUACAUCCUGUGAGAUCAGAAGAUGGGGAGCCAGCUGCUAUCUUAUCUGAAAAGGAUAUUGCUGACUUAAACUUGGAUGUUCAAUUUACUCUUAUUGGCAAAUUUAGCUUGGGCCAUCCGAAGAUGGAACUUGAAGCUCCAAAGUUGCUAGAACUGAUCUGUGGGAAUCCCUGUAGCUCAUCCAAGGAUCAAUUGAUAAGGCUUGGCUUGUGGGAGGAGAUUUCAACUACUUGGAGAAGGAAGGACAUGUGGGAAAGGUUGGAUAAAGUGCUUGCAAAUGAUAACUGGAUCCAAAAUUUUCUACAGGCCUCCAUCACUCACUUAAGCCUAGCUGGUUCUGACCAUAGGCCUUUACUGAUCUCUAUUGGGAAUAUGGAGCAUUGGAAGAAUGACCUUCACCCUGACCCCUUCAUUAACCUGUGGCUUAAUCAAAAGAAGGUGGGCAAAGCUCUUAAACAGUGGAGCUGGGACACUUUUGGGGACCUUCUGCUGAUUGCGGAUAAGGUUGAAAAGGAGGUGAUUGAUAUGGGGGAGGAGCAUAGCAAAGGGAUGAUUGAUGAAGCUGUUCUUCUAGAGGCUAAUGAGAAACUCUUAAAUGCAGUACAGUGGCAAGAACAAUUCCUUCAACAAAAGGCUGCCAAAACCAAAUUCACUGAAGGAGAUAGAAAAACCAAAUUUUACCAUGUCUGCAUUAAAUACCAGAGAAAAUGUAACACUAUUCACUCCAUCAAGGACCAGAAUGGAACUUUGCUCAGACAAGAGGAGGAGAUUGCUGAAAGUGCUGUGCAGUACUGUCAUAACCUUAUGAAUGGGAACAAUAUUGAUAGAGUGCAUAUUGAUAGCAAUUUGUUUGCAGACAACAAUUCCAAAUCUGCUGGCCCUGAUGGGUUUACUGUUGAUUUCUACAAGAAAGCCUGGGAUGUUAUUAAGGUGGAGACUUCUAUCAAGGAAAGCUGGAACCAUUACAGAACCCUGAGCCUUAAUAAUGUCAUAAGCAAAGCUAGAAGCAAAAUUCUUGUGCACAAACUCCAGCCAGUAUUACCUCAUCUUGUCAGCACUAACCAAGCUGCUUUUGUGAAAGGCAGAAGCAUUGGGGACAACAUCCUCCUGGCACAAGAACUUCUACAGGAUUUGGAGAAACCUUGUAGAGGGGGAAAUGCCAUUUUUAAGCUUGACUUGAAGAAGGCUUAUGAUAUGGUGAACUGGGAUUUCAUUAUAGAAUGCUUGGAGGCUAGGGGAUUUUCCAGGGAGUUCUGUUUGAUUAUUAAAAGAUGGCUGGAGGAUAAUGCAAAUUCAGUUUUUAUAAAUGGAAAAUCUCAUGGGUUUUUUAAGGCUUCUAGAGGGCUCAAACAAGGGGACCCUCUAUCCCCCACCAUUUUCAUCCUGGUCCUGGAUUACUUCUCUAGACUUAUUGAUUGCAAGGAAAAUAGAAAAAGCUUCAACACUUAUGACAACAGAGCUAAGAUGGAUAUCAAUAAUCUGAUCUAUGCUGAUGACAUUCUGAUGUUUACUAGGGCCACUAAGUCUGCUACCAAGUCCAUUAUGGAGUGCCUGCAAAAAUUUCAAUAG